UGGCCUUCACAGGGUGGGCGGGGAAGUGGAAGCUAGACAGGAGCCGCUCGUAAUGGCGGCGGCUCUGAGGCGACUGUUACACGGGACGGAAGUGGAGCGGGUCCGGCCGGAGCCGGAGCCACCGCCGCCGCCUCCCCCGCCUCCGUGGGGCGGAGAAGUUCGCAGGUGUCCCCGCCAUGGCGGCGGAGGAGGAGGAGCGGAGAGGCCGACUCGAAGCGGCUCCCAGGAGCAUCCUCCUUACCCUGCUUACGGCUCUCACUACUGGAAUUCGUCUCCUAGAAUGGCCUAUUCGAGCCCAUACCCGGUUGGACCAGAGCUCCAGCACCAGAGAAUUGAUCCUUCCUAUACUAAUGGUGUUUAUGGUACUCCAUACUCAGCUUCUGGGACAGGGCCACCAUAUCCCAAUCUUCCACAGUCAAACACAUACUAUUCCUCAGGACAUCCUCAUGCCCCUUACUCCACAGAGUCCCAUAGCAGAUAUAGAUCUCCACCACCAGCUUUCAACUGGAAUUAUCCUCCACCAGACUGCCCAGCUGAAGGUUCAGCGGUAAGGAGACAAGUACCAGGAUACCCUCCACAACAGACGCAAGGAUUUCCAGUGCCACCGUAUACAUAUGGUGAUUGCAAUCACAGCAUUCCACAGCAGAGACCGCCUCCACUGCCACCACCUCCGCCACCACCUUCCCAGCCAAGACAACAGGAUAUGACUUGGAGACCACCUGGAGCUUACGGAGUGCAACCUCCGUAUGGCUGGUCCACUGCCUCAACAGGAAAUGUGAAUAGAUACAUUGCAGAAUCUCCUCCGCCAUGGCCUCCUGGUGGGACAUCUAAUUUGCUUCCGCCAAAUAAUAACCCAAAGGAGUCGUAUAAUCAGCUGGAGCAAGGAACCAACCAGCACAAUUACUAUCCUGAAGCCAAUCACUUGCCUUCUGGCACCAUGAAUGAUUACAAGUCUGUUCCACUUGAUACUAAGCCAUCUGCGUCCAACCCCAAAGUGCAAUAUAGUGCACAGCCACAGCUGUAUGAGAAUGUACAUAGGAAACAAUCUGUGGUUGACCAUGGACAAGGUUCUAACCCCAGCAUGCAGCCUUCAUUAGAGACAAUGGAUGUGCAGCCAGGAAUAUACAAAGUUAUGCAAGUUAUGGAGGGAGUUGAACAGCUGGAGGAAGAGGUAGAUGAAUUUGUUGGGAAAAAGACAGACAAGGACUACUGGUUGCUGGAAGAAAUGUUGACCAAAAAGUUGUUGGAGCUGGACUCUAUAGAGACAGGUGGUCAGGAGAAUGUACGCCAAGCAAGAAAAGAGGCUGUGCACAGAAUCCAGGCAACACUGGAAGAACUGGAAAGGAAGGGGCUUUAAAUGUGAGCAGUAGUCCUGAAGCCCAGUCCUGACAUGCUCAAAGAUCUCUAGUUUUCUUUGACCAUCCAGAGCAAUAAGUGGGGACUUGCAUUUUGAUUUUCAGUUAUCACAUGGUAAGUUGAAUAUGAUUGAAUGAAGAUGUCAGACCCAAAGACUUUGUUGAAUCUACCAAUGAAUGUAGAGGAAGGGAUGAAAUUCUGACCCCUGAUUAUUUGAAGCUGUAGUAACCUCCACGGACAUCUGCAUGUUUCACUAGCUCUGGGAGUAAAAGCAUUGGGUAAAAGGACAUUUUGAUACCAGCAUUUGCAUCAUGAAAGAGAUUUCUUGAAGCACCAAGGACUUCAACAGCAGAGUGACCUUUUGAACAUAUGGUGUGAAGACAUUUCAACUGCAAUAUUGUGCCAGUAAACCCAGGACUACAAUCUCCUUCGAUGCUUCUCUUGUGUAUUACUUAGCGCUUUAUCCCUUUUUGUCAUAGAAAUUGUGUAGUAUUUUGAAUCUUUUAGGUCACAUUCUGUUGAAGUAUAGCUAUACUGAUAAAUCAAUCAGUAGUGCAAUCAAAGCCAGUAUAUAUUUCAUGGUAUUUCCCUCCCUUGUUAUACCAUGCAGUUAUCAUUCUCACUGCUUUUUAUUAAAUAGCCAAAAGGGGUCCAGGCAAUGUUUGACUACUGCAGCUUGCAAGUAAUGGAUGGAUACGUUAUGGGGUAUUUGAGGACAUAUGCUCUUCAUAGGGAUGUCACUUCAUAUGUUGCAGUUUUUUGUAUUCCACUUCAAUCUGUGUGACUACUGAUCUGUAGUGGGAUAGAUAAGGCUGCUAUUGUUAAUCGUCAGCUCCUCACAAAGUGAUCCUUGUUCCCAAAAGCAAGAAAUAAAUCCCUCUGAGUUUUAAAAUA
Messenger RNA from Sceloporus undulatus (fence lizard), 2250 nucleotides. It is a transcript of the gene BAG4, whose product is annotated as BAG cochaperone 4. Gene Ontology annotation, molecular function: adenyl-nucleotide exchange factor activity; protein-folding chaperone binding. Gene Ontology annotation, cellular component: cytoplasm; membrane; nucleus. The coding region runs from base 53 to 1357 and encodes 434 amino acids. Gene Ontology annotation, biological process: protein stabilization. The transcript is spliced from 5 exons. The record is from RefSeq and is a predicted model, not a curated record. Lineage: Eukaryota; Metazoa; Chordata; Lepidosauria; Squamata; Phrynosomatidae.